AAUCUUCCUCCGGAGCAAUAACAGAGAAGCACAGCCUGCUCGCGUAUAUCCGGCCAGCUCAGCGCGUUUGGGUCGCUGAAACGCGCAGAAAUCUGAGAGAAACGCCGCAGAAACAGCGACUGAACAGAGAAACGCCGCAAACAUGGUGCUGCUGACUAUGAUCGCUCGGUUGGCGGAUGGGUUGCCGCUCGCUGCGUCCAUGCAAGAAGACGAACAGGGAAAUGAAAAGAUGGGGCGGGACCUGCAGCAGUAUCAAAGCCAGGCCAAACAGCUGUUCCGGAAGCUUAAUGAACAGAGUCCCACCCGCUGCACCUUGGAGGCUGGAACUAUGGCCUUCCACUACGUCAUAGAGAAAGGGGUGUGCUACCUGGUGCUGUGUGAAGCGGGAUUCCCCAAAAAGCUGGCCUUCGCUUACUUAGAAGACCUACAAGCAGAAUUUCACGAACAGCACGGGAAGAAAGUGCCCACUGUGUCCAGACCAUAUUCCUUCAUCGAGUUUGACACGUACAUUCAGAAAACGAAGAAGUCUUACAUCGACAGCAGAGCGCGCAGGAACCUCAGCAACAUCAACACGGAGCUGCAGGACGUGCAGAGGAUCAUGGUGGCCAACAUCGAGGAGGUUCUGCAGAGAGGAGAGGCUUUAUCCGCUUUGGACUCGAAGGCCAGCAACCUGUCCAGCCUGUCCAAGAAGUACCGCAGCGACGCCAAAUACCUGAACACACGCUCCACCUACGCCAAGCUGGCAGCUGGCGGCGUCUUCUUCAUCAUGCUCAUCGUCUACAUACGCUUCUGGUGGCUGUGAGGAAGAGGAGGAGGGAGGAAGAGGGGAGGUGUGGCAGACUCUGAGGACGCAGCGGGCGUUCAGGAGGAAAGUGGACCCAGUCUUAGUCUUAGUCUGCAUGGAAACGCUCCUCCCUUCCUUCAAAGACUGUUCAAUCCGGCACUUUCUCUCCCCGCAGCCCGUAGGUUAAACUACGAGAUUAUGGGCCAGUUUCCUGGACAUGUGUUGAGCCCAGACUUGGGCUCAGUUGUAAUGUGAGUGGUGAUUCACCUUUGAAAAUCCUGUUUAGUCUAGGUUUAGGGUUAACUGUGGUCUGGGAAACUGGCCCUAUAUGAUUUAUUAAUGUUCUAUGUUUUAUUAACAACUGCUGUUUGUGUUUUCUUUGAGUGAGUGAGUGAGUGAGAGAGAAAGAGAGAAAUUUGCUCCUAUGUAUUCACAAACUCGUUCGAGGAAUCCGCCCAGUCAUUGUGACCUGAACCUUGCAUUCAGUAGAGCCCCCUCUAGUGGACAAAUGAAAUCACUCACUGACAUAUUUCACCGUGUUUCACAAUCCGUCUCAGAGGAGCCGAAGGGCGAUGAAGUCACUGGGUGGUUUCAUCAACAAAAUUUGUGACUCUCUCUGGAUUUUUGUACAGAGUGAGUCACACAUUUGACAACUCAUUCACUCGUUCACUCAUUUACUCACUCACUCACUCCCUCACUCCCUCCCUCACUCACUCACUGGGCCUCUGACGGGAGUGUUUGCAGUUUUACCGCUCCAAGUUCACGUCUGUCUGGCCGUCUGUUCGGCAGAUAACGUUCAGACAUGCCCAUAGGUUCAUGUGACAUCAAGGUGAGGUCUAAAAGGAAAAAAAUAGCGAGAACUCUUGGCUUACUGUUGCCCUCGGUGACAAUAAAGCGGUUCAAAGUUUGA
Colossoma macropomum (tambaqui) is the source of this 1694-nucleotide messenger RNA. RefSeq names its product SEC22 homolog B, vesicle trafficking protein b (gene sec22bb). Gene Ontology annotation, cellular component: SNARE complex; Golgi membrane; endoplasmic reticulum membrane. Bases 143 to 802 code for a protein of 219 amino acids. Gene Ontology annotation, biological process: retrograde vesicle-mediated transport, Golgi to endoplasmic reticulum; vesicle fusion with Golgi apparatus; endoplasmic reticulum to Golgi vesicle-mediated transport. The record is from RefSeq and is a predicted model, not a curated record. Lineage: Eukaryota; Metazoa; Chordata; Actinopteri; Characiformes; Serrasalmidae. The transcript is spliced from 6 exons. Gene Ontology annotation, molecular function: SNAP receptor activity.